AUGAGUGUUGUUGCCAGUAGACCAGCGAGCCCUGCUGUGCCGUUCACCCCCCAGGACGCGCCGAGCUACAAAGAAUUCGGCGUGAGCGUCCAGGCUGUGGCAUCACGCACCUCCUCCGUUUCCUCCUACAAAACCAAUUAUACCACCUCGACCGCCCCGACGACGGUCUACUCGCCCGGUUCACCCACGUCCUCCUGCCGCCAAUUCGACUCGGUGGGAUCCAUCGUGAAGCCUAUUGAGCCAGUCCAGCGACGAAUAUCCCAGGACGUCUACGACGUGAUCCUCAACAGCCUUGAGACCUUUCACAAAGCACAGCACCAAACUGGUUGCACGACAUGCUUUCAGCGCGACCUCCACGCCUUGUCCCUGACCUGCCGGGCUUGGGAGAAGGCAGUCAGACCACGACUUUAUACCCAGAUUCACAUUGUCGGGAAUGAUUCCCCGGCUCAACUGAAGAAAUACCGCCUCAAGAGGGGUAGUCGUUUGAAGCUGUUGCGCCGCACCCUGCGCGAACGACAUAUGCUGGCCAACCUCGUCCGCGAACUCCGGGUGCCUCAAAUGGAUAUGCUCUUCACCACCACUAAGCACAGCGCGCAAUGGGAGGAGUACCGUGACAUUGUCGCGUCUGUUGUCAUGGUCUGUCCGAAUCUAGAACGUCUGCUAGGCCUAUCGAUCCCGUAUCACCACGAAUUCGAUCGUCUGACCCAUGCGCUGUCGACCCGCAAGCGGCUCAAAGAGCACACCUGGGUGCUGGGCGAGGCAGCGGAGGUUUCCGAAAUGUCGCCCCGCAGUACCUCCUGCCCCGGCAGUCUCGGCCCGUCGCAGAUGUUCGAGUUUCUGGAUUACCAUGUCUCGUGGUCGAACCUGGAGACUUUGAUGCUGUAUGGUCUGAACGAGAACGGUGGGCUGGAGCCAAGUCUCUUCCUGCGCAUGUUUGAUCUCUUGCCGUCGUUGAAGAAUCUAUGUAUCACCUCCUUCAAUGAGGAUGCCUUCGCGGACAGUACGCUGUUAUGCCUACCGCCGCUAGAGUCUCUACGCUUGGAGAACUUGCCUGGCGUGACAGACAGCGGUCUUGUCCAGUAUACGUCGCGGCCCGAAUCCCGGUCGCUGAAGUCCUUUGUCCUGGUGGAGCAAAAUGUGGAAUCGUUGCUGGUCAUCUCGAAGAUUCUCUCCUCCCUGAGGCAGCUCGAACGGUUCAAGUUUGUGCAAAGCGACAAAUGCCCCGUCAUGCCGAGUGAGGGCAUGAUCUUUCAGCCGAUAUUGGCAUCAUCCAGUCUCAUAUACCUCCAUUGGGACGUGGCUUGUCCAGACCCCGGCACUGCCCUCACUCAGCUUGACUCCCUCCCCUUCCAACAUCCUCUCAAACAGUCCGACACCCCCAACUCCCAUCUCGCUCAGAGUAUUUUUUCUGCUGGAUUCCCAUGUCUCGAAACCCUUCGCGCCCCCAAUGAUGUUGAGCCUCCAGGUGUGCUGCAGGCCGCGUGCCGCCCCAUCAUCAAGGGCCAAGCGCUGCUCCGGCCUGACCGGUAUAGUCUGCCUCGCAGCUCGCAUGGGUCUGUCAGUACCCGGCCCCUAGCUUUGCCAGCUGGAAACAAUCUGACUUCUUCUCGAAUCCGUGCGCAAACGUUUAUCGACAUGGCCGCAAAGGAUACGGAAAACGGCAUGCCGGUAUUGAUCCAAGACUACUCGGACAAUUUCAUUCCCGACGUCGCGAUGGCUUCGCAGUUUGAGGAAGAGCCCGAGCGGGAAAUGGAUGACUACGGCAUUUGGGCCGCAGCCGAGCGAUAUAAGAAUGCUCCUCCGGAGACUGACAGCCCCAAAACCGUUUACGAAUUUCGGAUGCCUACUUUCAUGGGUCGUUCGGGUGUCAAGGAUCCCAUGACGGGGGCGUCUAUCCCCAAGUUCCUUUUACGUCCUGAUAUCCCAGGACAGGAAACAGAUGGUGGGUUGAUUGGGUGGAAGCAUUUGCUUGCAUCCAAUCAGUCGCUAUUAUACGCCACCGGCACGGGAGUCCAUUGCUUUGACAAUGGCAAGAAUAUCCCCAAUUCUCCUCCAAUCGAGGAGAUUGCUUCUCCAUCCUCCACUACCUCGCGAUUCGGUUGGGGUAGCCUGGGCAGCCGGUCGACAGGCACGCCAACAACUCCCAUCACCCCGAACACUCCGAUGAGCAAUGCUUCCUCCCAUGCACUCCCUUGGGAGAAAGAUACAUGCACUGGCUCCUGGAACCACAAGAUGGGCCGGGACUGGUGGUUCCACAUGGAACGUGACCGUCCAGGGAACUCUGAGCUUAUCACUGCCAUGCAGCUCUUCUGA
Molecule: messenger RNA, 2313 nt
Organism: Penicillium canariense
Lineage: Eukaryota; Fungi; Ascomycota; Eurotiomycetes; Eurotiales; Aspergillaceae
Exons: 2
Coding region: 1-2313 (770 amino acids)
Source: RefSeq, a predicted model, not a curated record